Molecule: messenger RNA, 1526 nt
Organism: Hydractinia symbiolongicarpus
Lineage: Eukaryota; Metazoa; Cnidaria; Hydrozoa; Anthoathecata; Hydractiniidae
Product: 28S ribosomal protein S29, mitochondrial-like
Exons: 14
Coding region: 279-1454 (391 amino acids)
Biological process (GO): apoptotic process
Cellular component (GO): mitochondrial ribosome; mitochondrial small ribosomal subunit
Molecular function (GO): structural constituent of ribosome
Source: RefSeq, a predicted model, not a curated record
ACCACAGUUUUAUGUCCAUUAAAUUGUUUUGUAGAGACUAAAAUCAGGAAAAGUUAUGGAGUGUUUAAAAACACAAGCCAUCUUUUUACUAAUUUAUUUUGAUUUGUAAGGAGAUUGUUUUUAUGACAACUACACAUUAUCUAGAAGAGUUUAGAAGCAAAAGAACUGUGUUGAAUAUAUUCAUUAUCCUUUUUUUACAAUCAUAUAUUUUAGCUGAUAAGAUCACACAAAUACUUUCAAAUUUCAUAUAUCUGCAACUCUAAAAGAAUUUAAAAAGGAUGCAUUGUACUAAAUGUCUAAACCGAAAUGCAACACAAUUACAUAAAACAUUUCAAAAACAGUUGCGCUCAUGGAAGCGAUGCUUGAAUGCUUCAACUGAAAUUACUGAAAAAGCACCCAAUGAAAUACCAUAUCAUAUUUGUAAAAACGACCCUACUCAACACACAAUGGAAGACUACUCCAAGUUAUAUAUCAUACCGAAUAAUGAAGUACAAGGCAGAUUACAACAUGCUGUCCCAUUACAAUUUAAAGAAUUUUCCGACAUAGUUCGAGAAAGUGGUAUAAUUCUCCGUAAACCGUCGCUUAGUAUUUUAAAAAUAUUUCAAGAAUCGAAAUUACACCCUCCACCAAAGAUUUUGCUCUAUGGUCCUGUAGGUAGUGGGAAGAGCUUGUCUCUCCUCCACAUCAUUCAAUAUUGUUUACUCAAAGACUGGGUUGUACUGCAUGUACCAAAUGGUUUUCACUUUAUCGAUCGUCAAGGUAGAACGCCUAUCCAAGAAUCACAAUGGAGGACUGCACGUGUGGAUCAACCGGAAGAAGCAAUGUUGUGGUUAAAUCAAUUUCGAAACAUGAACCCAAAAUUUCUGGAAGAGACUAAAACAACUCAAGUGUAUAAAUGGGGAAAAAGAGAAAGUACAGACAAAGACCAGCCAUUGUUACACGUUGUAGAACAGGGCGUUGGCCGAAGCAUGUUCUCCACUGAUGCUGUUGGUGUUAUAUUAAAAGAAAUUCAGCAGAAUACAAGUCUUAAAGUGUUGUAUGCGGUUGAUGGCUUUAAUAGUUUCUUCGGAAAGACAUCACACAAAUUAAAUGGAAGAUUGGUGAAUCUGGAAGAACUAUCUUUGAUUCGCCAUUUCACGAAACUGUUAAAACCGGAAUAUUCUCUUCCAAACGGAGCAUAUGUUAUGGCAAUGUCCCAAUCCUCGCAUUAUUUAGUCAAAAAGGCUGGAUACGAAGUUAACGAGAUAUUGCCAGAUGAAGUAUUGCAUGGUUUGGGUGAUUACACAGCAGUUGAAGUCCCAUAUUACAACGAUCAAGAAUAUGAAACGAUGAUGAAGUAUUACCGUGAAAAAAGAUGGAUGACAAAAGAACUGACCGAUUCAUUAUUACAACAAGUAAAGUUCAUGACGGCAGCAGAUCCAACACUGGUACGGAAAUUUUGCGCCAACAUGUAACCAAAUGUACCAACAUGCAACCAAAUGUACCAACAUGCAACAAUAUUAAAGAAUAUAUUUUUUAAUUCGAAA